AUGGCAUUCACGCCUGUAUUGAAAUAUGCUGUGAAUCCUUGGCUGCUGACUGCGAUCUACUUUCCACUUGUUAGCUUGCCGAUUUGGUACUUCGCACUGUGGUCAAGUUGGUCCAAGUUUGCCUCUUUGACAACAGCGAACAGCAAUGACCUGUUUACGGUGGCGUUGUUUCUGCUGGAUUGCGGCGCCACCGUUUCAAUCACGUUUUUGCUGAUGCAAGCCGCCUACAAGUGGAGCAUUUGCCAAGCCUGUUUCCCGGCAUUUUUCUCCCGUGUCGAUCAUCCCCUACACUUUCUGGAUAGACUUCGCUGGUUCUGCGCCGUUGUUUGCGGAGGUUUGCUCGUCUGGUUGGGACAUCAGUCACCCGGACCGAUGUUCGCUUUCAGCUUGCUUCCUGGCCCCCGAAUUCGUGAAGCUUCUUACGACCAGCUGCCUGCCGCCUUCGAAGCUCAUGGCGAUCGGCUUUUGGAAGUCGAGGGCAUUCUUGACGAGAGCCGCAUGGCCAGCACCAGCUACUGCACGUGUGAGCAUUGCUACUCGGUUGCUUGUCCGAUGCCCCGUCCUUCGAUUCCACAGGGCGUGGAUUCCAUGGAGACACCAUCACGCUUGUUGCGUGGUGCUGGCGGAGGUGGUGGCGGCGGUGGUGGUCAUUUUUCCUCGAGCGGGCGACGGCGGCGUUGCGCAUCGACAUGUGUCUAUGCUGCACCAAUAUUACCAGUCAAUGAAGAAUCGACUUCCGGAGGAUGCCCAGUCGCAUUUGCAAUUCAUCAAGACACGCCUCCGUUUUCUGCCCCACUACUGGUGUCGGGGACGGCGAACUACGAAUGGUGGGGUGGUGGAGCAGAGGCCGUCUACCAUGAAGCCGCAAGUUUGACAGGUUCCGAUCUCAUGUGCAGGGUUCAACCAUUUUUGUACACCAUCGAUCCCCAUGCCGGCAGCUGGUGCUUUCUGGUGAUGCUUCUCCUGUCAGUGAUCUGCUUGCCAUGCCCUUGGGCCCUUGCUGCUAGAAUGCUUUGGACUCGUGGGUGGGAGGCUCAAUCCGAGCAAUUCUUGGAUUAUGCAGCAGAGCACGAGCGGCAGGAGGAGGCUGAGCAGUGGUUCCGAACUGCGACGCUGGAUGGGCCAGUCACAGUCAGGCUUCGUGCUGAGGUUAACGAGGUACCGCCUUCCGUGAACAGGAAUGAAUGGCAAACUUGGUGGCUCGGAUCGUCUACCGCAUUCCGGGGCGGCUACGAGCAGCUCCCACGUGCCCCGGAGCACGAGCUCCGCGGAUUCCACAGCACUUCGCUGUUGUUGCACGUGCGGCGCAUUGCAGCAGAUCGCCUCGACUUGAAUUUGGAGAAAGUCGGCCUCAAGCGCGAUGGCCAGGAAUUGCCGAGCCAAUCAGAUUUCAUGACGUUGGAGGAACUGAACAUCAGGAAUGGCACCAGCAUCUCAGGUUUCAAAAGACCUGGCCGAACCUCAUCUUGGCGAAAGGGCCUAGCUGGGAAGUUCGAGCAGAGCAUGUUCGAUUGCUGGUGCCGGCACAAAGACGUGGAACGGGCUGGGUUGUGUGAGCACAUCGAGCGAGGUGAGCUGCAAUAUGUGGACGCCUCUCCUGCGGUUUUCGGCGAGUCCUACAAGGAAGGCUGGAUUUGCGACGCAUGCGACAAGCGCUUCCCCCGAAGUCAGAUGAUGAAUCGGUGCGUCGCUUGCAAACUCGACUUCUGCGACGGCUGCGUAAGUGCCGCAAGAUCCGGCGCCGAGCAGCUGCGAUGA
Molecule: messenger RNA, 1758 nt
Organism: Symbiodinium sp. CCMP2592
Lineage: Eukaryota; Dinophyceae; Suessiales; Symbiodiniaceae
Source: the annotation of a GenBank genome assembly